Messenger RNA from Lasiodiplodia theobromae, 969 nucleotides. Its product is annotated as Monothiol glutaredoxin-5. The coding region runs from base 1 to 969 and encodes 322 amino acids. NCBI's taxonomy places the organism in Eukaryota, Fungi, Ascomycota, Dothideomycetes, Botryosphaeriales, Botryosphaeriaceae. The transcript has 2 exons. The record is from RefSeq and is a predicted model, not a curated record.
AUGGCACCGCGCAUAGUGCAAGGCAACGCGGCGGCACGCCCUCGCCCUCACUUCAGUACGAAGCCGGAAUCCACCGUCCACGCAUCCGACAUGUUCAAGAAUUUCACUCAGCGCGCAACAACCACACGCAGCAAGGCAGCGCCGCCUACCAAAUACGAUCUCACGUCCAAACCGCAGGGAAUCACCAAGAACAGGUCACAAGGACGUAACUCAAUCCUCCGAGAACGUGAGAAGAGGCGCAGCAAGCCAAAGCACCCACUUUCCAUGCUGUUCACCGAAACAGCAAGCUCCUACCGCAACACUGUGAUCGAAAACGCGCAAGACGCCCUCUUCGCGACCCGCCGCUCUCUCCUGCACCGCCUAACCAGCAUCAACGGCCCCGGCAACCCUCCAAACCCCUCUCCCGCGAGUCCCACGAACCACAUCCAUCCUUCACCGACUCCCAACCGUCUCCCCACGACCACCGAGCUGCAAGCCGCGCACAACGCCCUCGUAGCCAAAGUCAUCGCUCCGUUCGGCGAGACGAAGGUCGUCCGUGGCGGCAAGGGCAAGCUCAACGCAAAUGAGGAGAAGGGCAAGAAUGGAGACGCCACCGCGGCGCAGCACGAGCAGCCUCUGUCCGAGCGGAUGGCGGCCUUCGCGGCGGUGGUGGCGAGGGAGGAGAAGAAUCUGCGCCAGCUCGGCGAAAAGUGGAUGCAGACGAGGGCGGAGAUACGGUUGCUGGCGGAGGGCAUCUUUGGACAGGGUGCUGUGAAGGAUAUGAUGCGGGGGAAGAAGAUGGGCGAGGAGGUGAAGGAGGUGGGAAGGGGAUUGGGAGAGGGGGCGAUGGAAGCGUUGAAGAGGGCGGCGGAAGAGCUCGUGAAACAAGGUGAGGCAGAGGCAGAGGCGGUUAGGGAGGAGGAGAAGAGAGUGAGGCGGGAGCAGAAGAAGGCGAUAUCGGCGGCGUUGAAGAAGAUUCAGGAUCUGUAA